GAAAUGAACUUUGAGGGUGUCUUUAAAGCCACCUGCUGAUGACUCCAGAAUGGUUCCUCAGUUCCAAGAAGCCAUUUAAGAAAAAGAUUCUUCAUGGGACGCCGAUCUUUCCUCCUGCUCCCUGGCAGCCUGGACUUCCCAGGAGAGGAGAUUCAUUCCAGGAGGAAAACACAAGCUUCACUAACCCCUCCUUCCAUCUCAGCCACCGUGCCUCUCUUCUCUCCAUUCGCACCCAGGUCGGGUGGAGCCAUGGCAAGAAACUUAAUCCUGCUACAGAAGCCUCACUUGAGAACUUCACUACUGACAAACGGCAAAGUAACCCCAGAAGAAAAACCUACCCAGCAUUUUCUUGGAAGCCCUUGGAUGAUAUCAUUGACCUAGACUCCUCAUCCUCUACUCCUCUGAGAAAAUAUUUAAUUAAUAUCAAGGGAAACAAGAACAUGGCUGAGACUUCACUCCACUCCAAGGGCACUGAUUCCAGCCUUCUGGUAGAAGACAAUCUUCUCUCUGCAGGAACACCUCCACCUGCACCAACAUCCAAGUCAGCUAUGGAGAGUUCAGGUGACCAAGGUGUGCCCACCAGUUAUGUGCCCCCACAAACUGCUCGAAGAGGGCAACCACUCCUGACAGCAGCUGGCAUGGUAGUGAUUGUAGCCAGAGAAGCUAGUCAGAUACCUGGGCCAAAUGGCAGAAUGUAUAGGGUCCAAAGUGGACCACCAGGACCUGAUGGGCCAGCAGGAAGAAGAGGUUGCUGGGGAAGAAGAGGCUACCCUGGAAUUAAGGGUGACAAGGGUGACAAAGGGCCAGAAGGUGAUGAGGGCAGGAAUGGUGAUCCAGGCCCUCCUGGUCCGGCAGGGAUGCCUACUCUCUACCUUUGGAGAAAUACAAUGGAUGAAUGGGCUGCCUUCCGGGCACAACGGGGCCCAACUGGACUGAGGGGGGAGACAGGACAGCCCGGGGUACAGGUGGUAGACAGGGGGGUCCCGGACACCCAGGAGUCCCGGGGAGCAGAGGAGACCGGGGCCCUGAGGGCUACCCAGGAGAAACGCCCCCACCAGGAGAGAAAGGGGAUAAGGGCUUCAAUGGAGAAGCAGGGCUAUGUGGAAAUCGAGGGGAACCUGGCUGGAAGGGCCAAUCAGGCCCUGAGGGGCUACAGGGUGAGUGUGGUGUGGAGGGACUCAUGGGUCCAUUUGGCUUUUGGGGUCUGCCUGGGUUUCCAGGGAGCAGAGUAA
Molecule: messenger RNA, 1232 nt
Organism: Paramormyrops kingsleyae
Lineage: Eukaryota; Metazoa; Chordata; Actinopteri; Osteoglossiformes; Mormyridae
Source: RefSeq, a predicted model, not a curated record